AUGGCCAAGCAAGAAUUGAUGAAUCUUUUCCUGAGCAAGGAGUUUGCCUCUGGCUACAAGCUUGCUGAGCUUGUUACCGGACCAUUCGCCCAGCUCCUCGUCGACUACUCUGGCGUGGUCCAGAGCACCCAGCGUCCUCUGGUCAUUCUUGACAAUGCAUGCGGAACAGGCAUCAUUUCGGAGGCCCUAAACCGCUCAUUGGACUCCCAAACUAAAGGUCAUUGGGAGCUGACCUGUGGCGACAUCUCAGAUAGCCUGGUCCAAUACGUGAACCAGCGAAUCCAGGACGAAGGAUGGCCCAGGGCAAAGGCACAAUUGGUAGACGCGCAAGACACCAAGCUUCCAAGCAGCCACUUUACCCAUAUCUUUGCCGCAUUUGAAUGCUUGAGAAUUCUCCAACCAGGCGGUACAGUUGCGAUAUCGAACUGGCAACUGCCCGAGUGGUUAGUAAUUGCCAAAUCCGCGGUCGAGGCCAUGCCUGGAGACCUGCCCUUCCCUACCGUGAAGGAGUUUCUUGCAUCGCUCAAUGAGGGAUGGGAUUCUGAAGAACCGACCCGUGUAAAGCUGGAGCAAGAGGGAUUUGAUAUGGUUCAGGUGGCAACUGUUUCUCAGAAGCUAUCGCUGCCUAAAUCUACGUUGGUGGAACUCAUCAAACCAAUGCUUCCUGUGAUUCUGGGUCGUUUCUGGACUGACGAACAGAGGGCAAAACAUGAGAAGCAUAUCCCAACAGCUUUGCAACAGUACCUUGACGAUAAAUAUGGCGCAAGUGAUGACGUUCCAGUGGAACCAAGGGUUAUUAUUGCGACUGCACGGAAGCCAUGCUGA
Molecule: messenger RNA, 825 nt
Organism: Aspergillus terreus NIH2624
Lineage: Eukaryota; Fungi; Ascomycota; Eurotiomycetes; Eurotiales; Aspergillaceae
Gene: gtmA
Product: gliotoxin thiomethyltransferase
Exons: 3
Coding region: 1-825 (274 amino acids)
Source: RefSeq, a predicted model, not a curated record